AUGAAGCUUUCCACCAUCAUCCUUGUGACAUCCUCAGUUCUUCUCUCUGGUGCAGCUGCCACCCCAUGUGAUUCUGCUGAGAUCUGUCGGAGACAAUGCUGGCGCAACCAGCGUCAAUGCGAAAAGGGCUGGUACGCCAAGAAGCUGAGAAAUAAAUGUUGGACUUGCUGCCGGAAGAGCAAAGUCGACUAUGUUGACGACGACUACGAUCAUGAUUAUGAUUAUGAGGAGUUUGACUGGGUGUAA
Aspergillus bombycis is the source of this 246-nucleotide messenger RNA. RefSeq lists its product as uncharacterized. NCBI's taxonomy places the organism in Eukaryota, Fungi, Ascomycota, Eurotiomycetes, Eurotiales, Aspergillaceae. The coding region runs from base 1 to 246 and encodes 81 amino acids. The transcript is spliced from 3 exons. The record is from RefSeq and is a predicted model, not a curated record.